AUGUCAGAGCUAUCUAGAUGUAUACGGCGUCGAGAUGACUGGUGGAAUCUAUUUAAACGUCCGGAAGCUCGCGCUCGGUGGGCUGCCGAAGCCCUCGGCGAGCCUAUGGCUGUACAAGCACCAGACCACAACCUCAAAGUCUGGCUGACUCCUAAUCAGGUUGAAUAUGUUCUAGAGGAGUUGCAGGGCUAUGCAAGCCUUCGCGACGUCGAGAAUAAUUGUCAGGUUUCCUGCUUUGAGCGCAUUUGGGAGUCUCAAGCAAUACUUGACAACUCAACGCGCGCAAGCCUCAAUUGUCAACUCUCUCGCUUUCUGAACACCCUUCCAGACAAACUGGCACGUCGCGAGGGAGACGAACUAACGCGUCGCAUUAUAGACCCAUACCUGUACCCUCUCGUUUAUGGUCGGACGCUUGCUUACGACUCAGCCAUGGAAGAGUUUCUUCGUCCUGAGCUAGUAUCCGACGUUACAGACGCGACCGGCACAGAUUUUCUCUCCCAAAAAUUUGCAUGUUUGCCUUGCGACUUUAUCAUAUCUCAGGACGGCACAGCAAAGGCUCUCUCGUACAUAAACAACCUCCACCCUUGCUACUCUGCACUCUAUUGCCACUUCGAGGAGUUGCUCUCGAAAUGUGUUCCCAUGUUCGAGCACGUCCUCACGGACUUGCAUGUAGACAACCCGACCAGAGUGCGAAUACAGGGACCUUCGUCGGCAGAGUGGGAAGAACCGGAGCCUCCAGAUUUCUCGCACGACUCCGUGGAUUGGUCUGCGUUUGAGAGUAAGAAGCGGCAGUGGAUCAUGCGCCGGUCGAUUGUGCCUGACGUCCCGAUCACUGGUUACCCAGGUGGGCUUGAAGAACGCGGAAGUAUUGUGCAACUCAGGGGGAAGACUCUCCAAGUCAUACAUGACGUUUAUGAUAUCUGCAUUAAACCAGGCGGCCCUGCAUUUCAGGGCUCUCAAUGGCGCGUGGAGGGCAUGAAGAACGAACGUAUCGUCGCCUGUGUGCUUUAUAAUUCAUCAAGUGAGAAUAUUACUCACAACUCGAUUGAAUUUCGCAUGGCUGUCAAAACACCGCCCGCGUUUCCCAAGAAAGGAUACCAGGACGUAACAAUGAAGACUUGGGGUUUACAGGCAAGAAAACCUUGUCAUCAGUAUAUUGGCGCUGUCCCAAUUCGCGAAGGACUAUGCAUCGCGUUUCCUAAUAUUUAUCAAUAUCAUAUCACACCAUUCUCAUUGGCCGAUCCGUCAAAGGAAGGCCACCAGCGCAUCAUCGGGCUGUACUUGGUUGAUCCAAGUAUUGUGCCGCUGGCAUCCACGCAGAGAGUCCCACCCCAACAAAAGACGUGGACAAGAUUAGGUCUCGAGAAGGGGACUCGUGGAAUCUUUGCAGUGGAGCUCGUUGAUAAAGUGCUUGAUGAAGUGGACGGACUCAUGGAUAUGGAUGAAGCGGUGAAAUAUAGGGAAAGAAUGGUGAAGGAACGAACCAGGUUGUCAGUGUUGAAUGAUGUACAGCGCUUCAAUAUCCCAUGCAACAGCUGA
Suillus plorans is the source of this 1539-nucleotide messenger RNA. RefSeq lists its product as uncharacterized. The record is from RefSeq and is a predicted model, not a curated record. Lineage: Eukaryota; Fungi; Basidiomycota; Agaricomycetes; Boletales; Suillaceae. The coding region runs from base 1 to 1539 and encodes 512 amino acids. The transcript is spliced from 5 exons.